Cladophialophora psammophila CBS 110553 is the source of this 393-nucleotide messenger RNA. RefSeq lists its product as uncharacterized. The coding region runs from base 1 to 393 and encodes 130 amino acids. The transcript is spliced from 2 exons. NCBI's taxonomy places the organism in Eukaryota, Fungi, Ascomycota, Eurotiomycetes, Chaetothyriales, Herpotrichiellaceae. The record is from RefSeq and is a predicted model, not a curated record.
AUGGGUUCCAGCGGAUCAUCAAGCAGCCCUGGAGCCUCCCCUCCACUUCCGUCACGCAGCAAGGCGAAUGGAUACACGAGUCUUGUCGUGGCACCCGCCCAGUCGACCGCAAAUCUCCGCCAGGCCCAAGUCCAAAUGCUCCAAUUCGAGAACGACACCCUCAAUUGGCUCACUUAUGAGUCCGUUUAUGACGAUGACAAGUACACUCAUACGGAUGAAGUGCGACCCAUGGGCUUUUACAAUAUGCCUCUCAGCAAUCUGAGAAUCAUCGCCGCUAGCAAUGUCGUCGAUGGGGACACAAAGUUGAAUUCCUUGUAUGGCCAUUUUCUUCCCCUCGGAGUCGUUGUCAAACAAGAACCUGAGGCUGCUGCUCUACAGACCGUGGGACUCUAA